Messenger RNA from Vigna unguiculata (cowpea), 729 nucleotides. The record is from RefSeq and is a predicted model, not a curated record. NCBI's taxonomy places the organism in Eukaryota, Viridiplantae, Streptophyta, Magnoliopsida, Fabales, Fabaceae.
AUGAUAGUGGCUCAUGCAGAGAAGAAUAGCACCGCCAAGAAGAUCAGUGUGAUUCCAAUAGUGGAGGAGUAUGCGGAUGUGUUUCCAAAUGAAAUACCAGAGUUUCUACCGAGCAGGGAUGUAGAUUUCACCAUCGAUCUUAUCCUUGGAGCUGGCCCAGUGUCCAUGGUGCCCUAUAGAAUGGCCCAGCGGAAUCUUAGUCAGACCGGAGGAUGUGCAGAAGACGACGUUCAGGUCACGAUACGGCCAUUACGAUUUGUUGGCGUGUUCAUUGAUGACAUACUGAUAUACUCUGAAAGUCGGGAUAUACACGCAGAUAAUCUAAGAGUGGUGCUGGGAAUUCUCAAAGAGCAUAAACUGUAUGGGAAGUUAUCAAAGUGUGAGUUUUUGCUGGAUGAGGUACAGUUCUUGGGCCAUGUAAUCUCAACCCAGGGCUUAACGGUGGACCCAGCGAAGAUUGAGACAGUGAUGAAGUGGGAAAGACCGCAGACAGUUACUAAGGUGAGAAGCUUCUUGGGUCUGACAGGUUAUUACAAGCGGUUUGUGGAAGGGUUCUCCAAGAUGGUGAGUCCAUUGACUCAACUCACUAGAAAGGACCAGCCUUUCUCUUGGACAGACGAGUGUGAGGUCUGUUUUGAGGAUAUGAAGAAGAGAUUGACCACUUCACCAAUACUAGCUAUUCCUGACACCAUCAAGACGUUUGAGGUGUACUAUGAUGCUUCAUACUAG